CUUCUCCCCCGUGUAUAAGAGAGUCGUCGGCCCUUCCUCUUUCUCGAGUUGGAAUUCUCUGAGCUCUCUGCAACCCUCUGCGGAUCGUUUUCCGAUCAUUUUCUCUCUGUUGUUCUUCCUGCUUUUCUCUCUCUAGACGAAGAAAAUGUCGCUCAUUCCGAGCUUCUUCGGGCGCCGCAGCAACGUAUUCGACCCCUUCUCCCUCGACGUCUGGGAUCCGUUCGAGGGCUUCCCCUUCAACAACAACCGGCCUCUCGCCGACCUGCGCUCCUCUUUCCUGGGCGGCGGGGAGAUGUCCGCCUUCGUCAACGCCAAGGUCGACUGGAAGGAGACGCCUGAGGCCCACGUCUUCAAGGCCGAUCUCCCCGGGAUGAGGAAGGAGGAGGUCAAGGUCGAGAUCGAGGAAGGCAGCGUGCUUCAGAUUAGCGGCCGCAGGAACAAGGAGGUCGAGGAGAAGAACGACCAGUGGCACCGCGUGGAGCGGAGCAGCGGGGAGUUUCUCAGGCGGUUCCGGCUGCCGGAGAACGCCAAGGUCGAUCAGGUGAAGGCCGCGAUGGAGAACGGCGUGCUCACGGUGACCGUGCCCAAGGUGGAGCCCAAGAAGCCCAACGUCAGGUCCAUUGACAUCUCCGGCUGAGGCGUUAAUGUGGGUUUUGAAAUUUUCGUGUGAGAAUGGAAUUUCUCUUUUAGAUGUGGCUGAUCUUCUGGAUUUCUGCCGUCUGUUUUCUUUCUAGUGUCGGUUGCACUCGAGUCUGCGUUCUUGAUUUCCCCUGCGUUGUUCUUGUCUCUCUUGUACCUAGUAGGAUCUUGUUGUCUGUAUAUGCUCAGGAUGUUUGGGAGACAUGAAUAAAAGAAUGGAUAUCUAGUUUUGGACUAA
This is a messenger RNA of Nymphaea colorata (pocket water lily), 877 nucleotides long. Its product is annotated as 17.8 kDa class I heat shock protein-like. The transcript has a single exon. NCBI's taxonomy places the organism in Eukaryota, Viridiplantae, Streptophyta, Magnoliopsida, Nymphaeales, Nymphaeaceae. The record is from RefSeq and is a predicted model, not a curated record. The coding region runs from base 146 to 637 and encodes 163 amino acids. Gene Ontology annotation, biological process: protein complex oligomerization; response to hydrogen peroxide; response to salt stress.